AUGAAACGUUUCGAAGGUAAAACGGCUCUGGUUACGGGCGCGUCGCUCGGAAUCGGGCGCGGCAUCGCCCUGUGCCUGGCUGAGGAGGGCGCCAAUGUGGUGGUGAAUUACCGCUCGCACCAGGCUGAAGCAGAGAGCGCGGCCGAGGAGAUUCGCCAACUGGGCGGCGAGGCGCUAGUCUGGCAGGCGGACGUUUCCGAUCGCGACGCAAUCGCCGCGAUGUUCAAGGGCGCGGUCGACCGCUUUGGCCGCAUUGAUGUUGCAGUUGCCAACGCUGCUAUCUCGUUCGGCGUUUUCCACACAUGCCAACUGGCCGCGCAGCAGAUGCUGAAACAGCCGCGAAUGGGGCGCAGCCGCGGCAAGAUCGUUGUCAUCAGUUCGAUUCACGAGGAGAUCGCUUUCCCCAGCAGCGGGGCCUAUAAUAUGUCCAAGGCGGCCAUCAAUCACCUGGCCCGCACGAUGGCAGCCGAGUUGGCAGGGCAACGCAUCAAUGUCAAUGUGAUCAAUCCCGGUUGGAUCGACACGCCGGGCGAACGCAAGCAUUUCAGCGAAGAGGAUAUAGCCGAGGGCAGCCGCCGUUUACCCUGGGGGCGGAUGGGCGUGCCGGAGGACAUCGGCAAGGCGGCGGCUUACCUCGCCAGCGACGAUGCCGACUACGUGACCGGCACGAUCCUGCGCGUGGACGGCGGCUUUGUUCACGGCCUGGUGCUGCCUGAAGCAGCGGCGGAGACAGCUUGA
Molecule: messenger RNA, 738 nt
Organism: Geodia barretti
Lineage: Eukaryota; Metazoa; Porifera; Demospongiae; Tetractinellida; Geodiidae
Source: the annotation of a GenBank genome assembly